Molecule: messenger RNA, 1563 nt
Organism: Cuscuta campestris
Lineage: Eukaryota; Viridiplantae; Streptophyta; Magnoliopsida; Solanales; Convolvulaceae
Source: the annotation of a GenBank genome assembly
CUAAUUGAAAACGCGGUUCCCAAACAAAGUCAUGGUGAACUCAUUCCAGCACUAUAUAAACAGAUCCACCCCUUCCCCUCUUUCUGCAUCUCUCUAUCUUCUCUGUUCAACGAUUAAUUCAUUCACCCACUCACUGCCUUUCUUGUCUGCCUGGAGAUAAUUGCACUUUGAUCCUUCUCUAAUGGCCACCAAAGUUUACAUUGUGUACUACUCCACUUAUGGGCAUGUUGAGAAGCUGGCACAUGAGAUUAAGAAGGGAGCAGACUCUGUUGAAGGUGUAGAGGCCAAGCUCUUUCAGGUACCGGAAACACUUUCUGACGAGGUUCUUGCGAAAUUGGGAGGCCCACCUAAGAGUGAUGUCCCAACCAUAUCCCCUCACGACCUCCCGGAAGCCGAUGGAUUCGUCUUUGGCUUCCCCACAAGGUUUGGGAUGAUGGCUGCACAAUUCAAGGCCUUUCUCGACGCAACCGGUGGCCUUUGGAGGACCCAGGCAUUAGCUGGCAAGCCUGCCGGCCUCUUCUACAGCACCGGAUCUCAGGGAGGUGGCCAAGAGACUACCGCGUUAGUUCCUUUCUCCUCUACUGGUUUACACUUUGACAUGAACAAUUUAUGCCUUAGCAUUUAUCUUGAGUCUCUUACUGCAUGUUUGAGUUUUUAGUUGAGCUGUUUCUUGAAUCUUGAGAAAAACAAAUUAAACUAGAAGUAAAACAUAGAGAAAGUAUCAAAACAGGAGGUCCAUGUUUUUAUUUCCAAAAUAAGAGUUACAAUGCCAAUAAUGUCAACAUAUGAUACCAAAAAACACUAUGGAAUGCCAAUAUUUAGUGUCACAUUGUAACAUUACAAAUUCUUAUCUUGGGGUUAAAGACAUGAAACUCUUCUUUUAGUACUUUCUCUAUGUAUGACUCCUAUUUUAGCCGAUUUCUUUUCUUUCGUUCACCCUAUACUUGUCGUGUAGUUGUUGGAGUCCUUAACCGCGAUAAUUGUGCAGGCUAACAGCAAUAACACAGUUGGUUCACCACGGGAUGAUCUUCGUGCCAAUUGGCUACACAUUCGGAGCGGGCAUGUUUGAAAUGGAAAAGGUCAAGGGCGGGAGCCCUUACGGUGCGGGGACAUAUGCAGGGGAUGGGUCCCGCCUGCCGAGCGACAUCGAGCUCGAACAAGCCUUCCACCAGGGGAAAUACAUUGCUGCCAUCACAAAGAAGCUUAAAGCUGGUUCUUCAUCCUAAGCCACAACUCUCUCUCUCUCUCUCUCUCUCUCUCUCUCUGUCUCUAUAUAUAUAAAUUUACACUAUACUUUGCAGUAUUUCAAAGAAUAAGAAGCAUGCCCAUAUACCCAUACACUUUUUUCAUUUCAUAGAAGUAAAUUGUUUUGUUUUGUUUCUGAAUGGUUAUUGUAAUUUUCUUGGUGUGACAUUUGGUUUGUUGAUGACUUUUAGUGGGCUUUUAUAAAUAUGUUCUCUAUUGAAGUAGACACUUGGCCCAUCUCUUUUAUAAAUAAGUUGAAAUGUUCAUACAUGUACGGCGUACAGAAACGUGGGCCGUCAAACCAGACUAACUAAUUUU